GGGGGCCCGGCGUCUCCGCGGCUGCCGGGGCCGUCCCGGGGCGCCGCUCCCGCCGCGAGCCGCCAGCGCCGUGGGGGCUCCAAGGCGUGGCUGGAGGUGGACCGGGCCUUCCUGCGCUCGCCGCGGGGCUCGAUGAAGAUCUCCCGCACGCUGGUGGCGCUGGGCUCCCUCAUCUGCUUCAUAGCCUCGGGCUCGCACGAGGCCUACGUGACGGUGGCCGGCAUGGAGACGGGGAUCACCGUCCUCUUCCUGCUGGUCUACCUGCUGAGGCUCGACGUGCGUGUUCGGUGCUUCUACUGGCCGCUGACUGAUGUUUUGAACUCGGUGAUUGCAGCGUUGUUCCUUCUCCUUAUGUCCUUGUUUGGACUAAGAAUCGAGACCAACAAAGGGACAUUGGCUGGAGUAGUGUUGGGUCUUGUAUUGCUUGUUCUCUGCCUUGUCGACGUCAUUCUUCUUUGCAAGAAGAUUAGCCUUGAUAAAGCAAGAGGAAGGAGUGCUUCUGCCAAAUAAGAUAGACACGUUAGUGAAAGAAUGAGUUCUCCAUUCUGUUUCCCCAUUCUCUUUUAAAGAAUUUGUAUUUUCACUUACUCAUUUUUGACUUUCUUGUGCACUGAUGUUUGUGCAAGUUACAUUCAUAAGGUUUUGUACUGUUCCAAAUGCAGUUUCAGCGUUGCAAUUUCACCAGUUAAAGCUUCAGAGAAAAUUGUCAUGUUUUCUCUAAACUACGUUUUUACUGUUGAAAAUUAUUUUCAUGGUUGUCUUCUUUCUCUAAUAAAAGAAAAUACA
Ficedula albicollis (Collared flycatcher) is the source of this 786-nucleotide messenger RNA. RefSeq names its product chemokine-like factor (gene CKLF). NCBI's taxonomy places the organism in Eukaryota, Metazoa, Chordata, Aves, Passeriformes, Muscicapidae. The transcript has 4 exons. The record is from RefSeq and is a predicted model, not a curated record. Gene Ontology annotation, cellular component: membrane. The annotation marks the transcript as partial.